Lytechinus variegatus (green sea urchin) is the source of this 1057-nucleotide messenger RNA. RefSeq names its product stathmin-like. The record is from RefSeq and is a predicted model, not a curated record. Gene Ontology annotation, biological process: microtubule depolymerization; neuron projection development; regulation of microtubule polymerization or depolymerization. Gene Ontology annotation, molecular function: tubulin binding. The transcript has 5 exons. Gene Ontology annotation, cellular component: cytoplasm; neuron projection. Bases 353 to 790 code for a protein of 145 amino acids. NCBI's taxonomy places the organism in Eukaryota, Metazoa, Echinodermata, Echinoidea, Temnopleuroida, Toxopneustidae.
AUUUAAAUGCUCAUUUAUUAUUCGCAAUUCGAUAGUUGCACGUCAACAGAGCUGGCUGAGCUGAUUGAAGCCUGACUUUUCUGACUGAAAUCCCAUCAAAGGCCCGUGUUAUUUCCAGUCGAUAGUUCUCGUGAGCCGAGUAGACAAGGUGUUGUCCUCCUGAUCGAGAGCUGCUGACGUCGUCGUGAGUUUCCCGUGCCUUAUUUACCAAGCGUGUUUUAUACUCUCUUCAGCGUUUUCCCAGUAUCUUUAACAAGGGAGUCAACUGCCGGUGGUUGUAAAGCGUUGAUCGCGGCCUUGAUUUUUCCGUCGAUAACUUUGUAGAGUUUUGUCUCACAUCCAACUCAUCAAUAUGCCUGCCGAAGUCAAGAAAGCCGGAGGAAUGGCCUUUGAGCUGGUCCUGGAUGACAACAAGAAGGCGGACGUCUCAAAGCGGCCAACAUCGCCUCCAAAGAGCAAGAGCACCACAUCGUUAGAUGAGAUCAAUGCAAAGCUUCAGGAAGCAGAGAGGAGAAGAAGGUCCGUCGAGACCCAGAUGCUGGAGAAGCUGGCGGAGGAGAACGCCCGCAUCCUGGAGGCCCAGGCCAAGGUGGCUGAGAACAACAACAAUUUCAAGAUGGUGGCCAAGAAGCACUAUGUGGAGAAGAUGUCCAAGGUGGAAACCAACCUACAAACGAAGCAAGAAGCAUUCAACCUUAAAUACAAAGAUGUGAAUAACCAUAUCAAGGAGGUGCAGGAGCGCAAGAAGAAGGAGAUUAGUGAGGGAGGUGAUGCCGAAGAGAAGCAGUAAGAGGUCUAGCGCCCUCUAUCAUGGCAUCGGAAAGAGAGAGAUCUAACAAUCAUCGAGAAAAGCAGAGAAAUUGGAUUAAAAAAGGAAAGAAAAUGUAUCUGCUGUAAUUUAGUGUAAAUGCUGAUUCUAUAUGCGAUGUGUUAAAGGGUUGUCGUUAUUUUCUUGGUCAGAAUUUUGAAAAGAGUUGUUCCUGCCUUAUUCAUUUGUAUAAAAGUAUUCACCCAUCGACUUGUGGGACUGUUCAUUGACAAACUUGUCGUUUUUGUU